CAUCAAGUGAAGCAGAGCAGCCACCAUACAGUAAACCAGGUCUUCCUUUUGUUUAAGACAAACAUGGAAAUGAGGAAAGAAUCGAAAUCUUCAAAAUCCAGAACGAGAUCGAUACAGUCUCCCACACCAACUACUGUCUCAUCAUCUGCAACAGUUCAUCAGCCUCCUCCUCCUCCUCCACCACCAGGGGGCAUUCCACCACCGCCACCAGGGGGAGCUCCACCUCCACCACCUCUAGCACCUACACAAACCACAGCACCAUCUUCAGGAGGGAGGGGAGCACUACUGGGUGACAUCAGGAAAGGAAUGACACUGAGGAAAACGGUCACCAAUGAUAGAAGUAACCCCAGGGUGUAGACCUUUCAGAUGACCAUUGUCCAGUAUGGCUCAGAUGACCAUUUGUCCAAUAUGGCUGACCAUGAACCAGAUGGAUUUAGGUGCAGAGGUUGAAGGAGCAGAUGUGUGCUUGGGUUGAUAAUUGAUGAUAUGUUAACUGAUGCAAUAUGGUGCAAAACGACAGAAGGAACAACCUGCAAAGUUUAAAAGUUCUCAUGUUUUUAUUUGUCACCAUUUCUUUGCUGUCUCAAGUUUUAAAAUAUUAGAACUUGAAAUUUACACUGUUAGAAAGUUAGUUUUGGCCAGGGCUUGUUAUAUUAUUAUUAUUAUAAAUGAACACAUAAAUACAGAAUUCUGUAUGCAACUUUUUACAUAUGUAUAGGAAUAAUGAUAUUACUGGCCUUAAUUAUUAUGUUUUCGUUUUAGUUUUUAAGAGGGUUUCUUCAAUGCAGCUUUUUUGUUUAGGCAAUAAACAUACAGUAUGCUUCAGGUAUUUUAAGGCUUACUGUUACCUGCAACGUUUUGCUUUAAUAGUUAAUACCAGUAGUUGGGAUGUAAUGACAAACUAGUGGCUAUAGUACUAGUUAAUAUACACUGCACCAGGUGGCAGGUCAGAGCAUCUUAAUGUUAUUGUAUAGGUACAGUUUUUGUACCAGUACAUGUACCUGAAUGUACAGUUUAUCUCUUUGUGCACAUUGAAGAAUUUUAAAAGCAUCUUUGUUUUAAUCAAUGUGUAAUACUUACCUAAAUGCUAAUUUAAAAGUGGAUUGAAGGUUUUUCUUUUUAAUUAAGUUUUAAUACCCAAGAAGAAAAUAACAAAUUUUGCAGAAAGGUUUUUUUUUUUAUAAAAAGAAGGACAGAUACUAUUGGAGUGCUUUACUGUUUUACAUGUAUGUGCUGUUGAUUACCCUGUCACUACAUGGUGAGGAGGGUGACAAUUGCACAUGUUUGUUAAUUACCAGUGGCUUGAUCUUGAUAUAUCUGUUAAUUAGGAAUUAACAUUGUUCACCACAUUAAUAAAGAAAAUGAGAAAAUACACAGCAUUUUAUUAUUUAUUUGUUAUCAAG
Messenger RNA from Lingula anatina, 1403 nucleotides. RefSeq names its product slowpoke-binding protein. Gene Ontology annotation, molecular function: protein kinase activity; actin binding; ATP binding. The record is from RefSeq and is a predicted model, not a curated record. Lineage: Eukaryota; Metazoa; Brachiopoda; Lingulata; Lingulida; Lingulidae. Gene Ontology annotation, biological process: protein phosphorylation.